AUGUCUUGUUAUGUUGAUACAAUUGUAAAAAUCAAUCAGGUUUGUCAAACUAAUAAGCAAGAAUCAAAGUUAACUAGUGUGUGUGUGAUUGGUGUUUAUCCUAUUAAGAGUGAAGAUUGUGAAAUGAAGAUGUUUAUAUUUAUUCCAAUAAGUAAAUAUGAAAGAGAUCCUAAUACACAGUUUGUUUUUAAAAAAAAUAAAUAUUAUAGUAUAGGUAGAAAAGUUGUACUUGGAAGUUAUAAUGGGAAUUUAAAAUUAAAGAUGACAGUCAUGUCAUCAACCCAUCUUUUGAUUAAGAGAGAUAGUAGUUUGAAUAAAUGUCCUUUAAAGGUUUCAUUAGUUGGCAAUUUAUCAUCUAUUUCUGAUUCUUUCUUAUCUAAAUAUGCAAAAGUAGAUGACACAGAUUUAAAUCACAUCGAUUCAGAUUAUGUAAAAGAUAAAAUUAUUAUGAAAUGUAAUGAGAAAUAUGUGAAAAGUAAUGAAUCGGGUGAAAAUAUUUCUAGUGGUAGCAAAAAAAAGAGGCAUAGUUAUAAAAAAACUAAUAAUAAGGAUAUUAAUUAUCCUAUUGUGCAUAAUAUGAAAAAACAUACUAAGAUGCUUAAAACUGUAAAUAAUAGUAAAGAUAGGAAUGAGUAG
Messenger RNA from Cetraspora pellucida, 636 nucleotides. NCBI's taxonomy places the organism in Eukaryota, Fungi, Glomeromycota, Glomeromycetes, Diversisporales, Gigasporaceae. The record is from the annotation of a GenBank genome assembly.